Cavenderia fasciculata is the source of this 4677-nucleotide messenger RNA. It is a transcript of the gene helE, whose product is annotated as DEAD-box RNA helicase. Gene Ontology annotation, molecular function: ATP-dependent chromatin remodeler activity; ATP binding. Lineage: Eukaryota; Evosea; Eumycetozoa; Acytosteliales; Cavenderiaceae. Bases 1 to 4677 code for a protein of 1558 amino acids. The record is from RefSeq and is a predicted model, not a curated record. The transcript has 2 exons.
AUGGGUGAUAAUGGUAGUCAGCAACAACAACAACAACAACAACAUCUAUACACUUUUCAACAACAACAACAACAACAACAACAGUUUCAUCAAAAUGAAACAAUAUAUCAACAACUACAAUCUCAAUUCUAUAAUAACACAAAUGGUUUGAUCAAUCAAUCAAGUCCUAGACUUGCAAGUAAUUUUGAGCAACUUUAUUCUCCAACUACUUUGCAACCAAGUUCACUUUCACCGCCACCAUCAUCUUCUUCUUCUUCCUCCUCUUCGACAACACAACAGUCACCACUAUUAAUAUCACAACUGGCUCAGUUGAGUCAACAAAUCAAUUCUAAUUCAUCAUCUCCUUCAAUCACUUCAUUAACCUCUCCAACUAAUAAUUCAUUAUUGCCAUCAUCGUCAUACACGUUGCCAUCUAUAUUGAUUAAUAACUCAUUUGGUAGUUUAUCAACGCAAUCAUCAUCUCUAUUUGUAUCAUCUUCAUCAUCAUCGACGACGACGGCAACGACCCAACAUAACACAGCCAUUCCUCUGCCUUUGACAAAUAAUUCUCAUAAUGAAAAGGAACCAACUAAACGAUUCAAAAAGAGUGGUAGUGGCACUAAUAUCAAACAUCUAUCAUCUAGUGGUAGUUCUGUCUCAUUGACCUCUUCUUCAUCUCAACUAUUUAAUGAUAAUCAAAAUAACAAUAUUAAUAAUAAUAAUACUGUAGUCACUGGUCUAGUGAUAUCACCUCCAACAAGAUCAAUUAAUAAUAAUAAUAAUAAUAAUAAUAUUUCACAAACUAUUUCACCAGUUCUUGGAUGUGUUGUUGGUGGUGGCGGUGGUGUUGGUGGACCAACAUCACCUUUAUCAUCUCCUGUACUAUGUGAUAGACCAUCCAUCUUUGGACAAGAAAUUAUUAUUGAAUCUAAAAAGACACAAUCUUUUCAUUUCGAUCAUCAUAAUCAUCAUCAUCACCAUCAUCAUCAACAACAACCAACAAAAAUAACUGAUCCCAUUAUUCCUACUUCUUAUCAUCAAUGUUCUAUUCCACUUUCAAACUCUGCUGGUGGUGGUGGAGUAGGAGUAGGAGUUGGAGUUGGUUCAUAUACACCAUUUGAAACAAAUAAUAAUAAUAAUUUAAAUAAUUUAUACAAUGAAUUGAUUAAUAUAAGGACAUCAAAUAUUUUAUCAAACAACUUUAAUAAUAAUCAAAAUAAUCAAAAUAGUUUAGAGAAUGAAAAAAGGUUUCCAGUUAUUGAUAUGAGUAAUAGUGGAAGUACACCAUUUAUUCCAAAUAUUUCUUCAUCUUCAUCUACUCUAUUUCAACUAUCCAAUUCAUCAUCAACCAUCUCACCAUUUCAAUCUUUACAACAACAAUUUAAUAAUUUAAAUCACCAAAUAUUACAACAAACCUCUCAAGAUUCUCUUUUAUACCCUCCAUCAACAAGUGUAUGGGCAUCUGAAUACUACUCUUUUCUUAAAAAACAACCAUUUCCACAACAACAGUCAUAUUCCACUGAUAUGUUUCUUGGUGAUUAUUCAUUUAAAGAGUUGGAAUUGUUUUUCCCAUUGUAUGCAAAAACACCGAUACGAAUAGCAUUACAUGAAGAAGAGGUUAUAAUGAUGGUUCAAGAUAAUGGUAGUGAUCAAAUGAUUGCAUCAAUACAUGAUGCACCAAGUUGGCUUGCCAUUCUACUCGAAAAAAGAUAUAUCACUGUAAAAGGAGAGAUUGAUCAUCUAUCAAAUAUUGCCUAUUGUAAAAUUUACAAUUCUCAACUAGUUGAAAAGGAUCUUGUCUCAAACAAAGAUCAUAUUUUAGUUAAAUCUUGGUGUCAAAUGGCAAUUGAUAUUGGUAUUAAUAUUUCUAUAAUUGAAAAUCAACAAACUAAUAAUAAUCAAAAUAUUCAUAAUAAUAAUAAUAAUCAAAAUAAUAAUAUUAUAUUAAAUUCAUCAUCGUCAACAACAAAUAUAAAAUUAAAUACAUCAUUUAAUAAUAGUAUGGAUUUUAUAAAUGUUUCAUCACCAUUGAAUACAUCAACCAAUGCAACAAUGAGUAAUCUAGAUUUUUUAUCAUCAUCAAGAUUACUUAAUCCAUCGUCAUCAACAACAUCAACAGGUCAACAACCAAACACAUUGAAUAGAUCGUCUGGUGGCGAUGUAUUAAACAAAUCAAUGGAUUCUAUCUUUAAACAAAAGAUUGAAGACUUUUUAAAUAAUAUAUUGACCGAAGAAAUGGACACUCCUGUUGGACUCAAACUACAACUACGAAACUACCAAAAACAGGCGCUUCAUUGGAUGAAUACUAGAGAGAGAGCAGAAUUGUCUGAUCCACCCACGCUGGCCGAUCUAGACUCUAUGAGGAAUGACCUUACAUUUGUUUGGGGUGGAUUACUAUGUGAUGAUAUGGGUAUGGGUAAAACAAUUGAAAUUUUAUCAAUCAUCUUAUCAAAUAGGUAUAUUCCUCCUUCUCCUCCUCCUCCUCCUCUUAUUGUUUCAGAUCAACAAGAACAACAACAACAAAAAGAUUUAUGUUUGACAUAUCAAACAAAGACAACAUUAAUUAUAUGUCCAGUAUCAGUUUUACAACAAUGGUACAAUGAAAUAACCUCACAUACAGAACCAUCAUUAAAUGUUUAUAUAUAUCAUGGACCUGGUCGUAAUAGAGAUACAAGAUUCCUAUCGACAUUUGAUGUUGUCAUUUCAACAUACACUACUCUAUCUGCAGAGUAUCCAGAUGAACAAGAUGACGACACUUCAUCGUCUACCAUUAUAUCACCAUCAAGUUUUUCACUAUCACCUCUAAUGCCUCCCAAUUCAUCAUCAUCUUUGUCUCCCACCAUCCAACAACCGCAACAACAACAACCGCAACAACAAACCAAUACGUCUCCAGUUUCUGUACAAAAGAAACGUAAAAGAAUUAAAAAACAGGAUCAAAAUGGAUUAUUAAAUGUUAGAUGGUUUAGAGUUGUAUUGGAUGAAGCUCAUACAAUCAAAGAAAGAUUGACACGUACCUCAAAAGCAGCUUGUGCACUUGAAAGUCAAAUUAGAUGGUGUGUUACUGGCACACCAAUCCAAAACAAAUUGGAUGAUCUUUUCUCACUUAUUCAAUUCCUCCGAGUUGAACCAUAUUCAAAUUAUUAUUGGUGGAAUCAAUAUAUUAUGAAACCAAGUAAAAAUCGUGAUGAAAAGGGUUUUUCAAGAUUAAGAAUAUUAUUAUCAAAAAUAUUAUUAAGAAGAGUAAAAGAUCAAAAAUUAAAUAAUCAACCAAUUUUGAAUUUACCAGACAAGGUAAUAACAGUAAAGGAAGAUGAAUUUGGUGAAGAAGAACAACAAAUUUAUAAACAACUUUGGAAUGCAUCAAAGAGAAAGUUUAUAAACUAUUAUAAAAAUGGAACACUCAUGAAAAACUAUGCUCACAUUUUAGAGUUGCUAUUGCGUCUUAGACAAGUUUGUGAUCAUCCAUCGCUCAUCAAAAAUAUUAUGCAAAAGAAUCUAUUUGACGACGAUGAACAAAAGUCAAUCAUCGACGACGCAAAUCAUCAAUUGGUUUUGGAAAUGUUAAAAUCGGAAAACUAUAUCCUACCAACAGAAAUUGGUGAGAAACUUAAAACAAUCUUUGGCAAGGAUAUUGAAGAUCAAGAAUGUAUAUUGUGUAUGGAAUCAUUAGAUAAUCCUUGUUUAACCUCCUGUGGUCAUAUAUUUUGUCAUGGUUGUAUAACUAAACAUUUUGAAGAAAAUGGAUCGAUAACUGAUCAAAACUAUUUACCACCAUCAAUUAAUUUAAAAGAAUCAAUGCUUAUGGUUCCAAUUUCACCAAGAAUUGAACAAAAUAAUCAACAACAAAAUAUUAAUAAUAAUAACAGUUUAACAACUAUUACAACUUCAACUACGACAAUAACGACAACAAAUAAUAAUAAUAAUAAUAAUAAUAAUAAUAAUAAUAAUAAUAAUAAUAAUAAUAAUAAUAAUGGUACAAAAUGUCCAACAUGCAAACAAAUAAUAAUACAAGAGAAUUUAAAAUCGGUUUCAUUUAAAUCAACAUCUCAACAAAACAACUUUUUAGAAUCAACUUCUUCUUCCUCUUCUUCAUCUUCAUCUUCAUCAUCUACAUCAUCACCAUCAGAUAAUUUUAUAUUAAGAUCAUCAUAUUCGCUAACAAAAAUGACAACAGAUAAUUGGAAGAGUAGUACAAAGGUAGAUUCAUUGAUGAGUGAAUUGGAUAAAGUUCAUAGAAAAGAUUCAGAUGCCAAAUCAUUGGUAUUUUCACAAUGGACUAGUAUGUUGGAUCUCAUAGAGAUACCACUUCAACAAGCAGGCAUUGGGUAUGUCAGAUUGGAUGGUAAAUUGGCACAAAAACAAAGAGAAGCAAAUAUUAAAAAAUUCAAAGAGGAAGGAUCGAUCAAAGUAUUUUUGAUAUCGAUGAAAGCUGGAGGACUUGGUCUUAAUCUAGUAGUUGCCUCUCAUGUCUUUUUAUUAGAUCCUUGGUGGAAUCCUGCAACCGAGGAACAAGCAAUCGAUCGUGUCUACAGAAUCGGACAAAACAAAAAUGUCAACGUCACUCGAUUUGUUAUUAAAAACUCUAUCGAGGAAAGAAUACUUAAACUACAACAAAACAAAAAGAAUUUGGCUCAAGAUACUCUUCAAAUGAAGAAACAAAUUAGAAUUGAAGAACUUAAAAUGUUAUUUGAUGAAUAA